Molecule: messenger RNA, 1092 nt
Organism: Cyphellophora europaea CBS 101466
Lineage: Eukaryota; Fungi; Ascomycota; Eurotiomycetes; Chaetothyriales; Cyphellophoraceae
Exons: 1
Coding region: 1-1092 (363 amino acids)
Molecular function (GO): acyltransferase activity, transferring groups other than amino-acyl groups
Source: RefSeq, a predicted model, not a curated record
AUGGCCACCGCAACCACCGCACUCCAUAUGCUGGCCCUCCGCCUCGAACGCGCAGACGCCCUCCACCUCGCCGCCCAGAUCCACGCUCUCAACACCCUUGCACCCCACACAACCUCGUCAACACCACAACCCUCCCCCACCGCUACUACCCCCACCGCCACGCCCCUCGCAGGAGGCUACAUCCUCACCUCCGCACCCCAAUACACGCACAAGCUCAACCGCGCCAGCGGCCUCGCCAUGCUCUCGCCCCUAACUCCCAGCAUCCUAGACUCAGUCGAGUCGCUCUUUGCGCCCACGGGCCUGCCGCCCAAGAUCGACCUGUGCCCGCUCGCGCCCCACGCGGAGGCCGCGCUCACGCUGCUCCGGCAGCGCGGCUACGUGGACCGUGGUGGGAUCGAGAUGUUCUACAUUGACCUACCAGCCAAGAAGGGCCCACUACGGGAGGAAGCAGAGGGGAGGGAAGUGCUGAAGCCAUCGCCAUCGCCGCCGCCGCCGCAGCGGCGGAGCACUGCCCCUGGGGUCGGCGAAGUGGAGGUCCGGUGCGUACGGCCCGAUGAGGUGUCGCGCUUCGUGCAGGCCAGCGUGGCGGGGUUCCGGAGCAAUGGACGGGCGCCGGAGUUGUUGGAGACGCUGGCGCGCAUUGCGGUGGCGCGGCGGGAUACCAUGCUGUACUUUGCGCUCGUGGAUGGGAAAGUGGCCGGGUCGGCGGGCAUGUUGAUUCUACAUGGCAGUCAGGGUGGCGAUGACGGCGUUGCAGGGGAAGGCGGCUUUGGCAGCAGCGAUGGAGGGGCAAUCGCGCAACUAUACAUCGACAGCACAUUGCCUGCGUACCGGGGCUACGGGAUACACGGGGCAUUGAUACGUGAGCGGCUGAAGGAGGCGUGGGAGGCGGGGUGUGUGGGGGUGAUGUUGAGUGCACGGGAGGGGAGUGCGAGUGGGAGGAAUGCAAAGAGGGAGGGGUUUCGGGCUGUGUAUGUCAAGAGGAGUAUGUUUAAAGAGAAGAAGAAUAUAUCUAGCCCGAGAUGCCAUGAGAGUGGUAGUACUACUUACGUUAGUGAGCUGGGCUGGCUCGACGUUGAGCCUGAGAACUAG